Laccaria bicolor S238N-H82 is the source of this 2300-nucleotide messenger RNA. RefSeq lists its product as uncharacterized. The transcript has 9 exons. NCBI's taxonomy places the organism in Eukaryota, Fungi, Basidiomycota, Agaricomycetes, Agaricales, Hydnangiaceae. Bases 1 to 1602 code for a protein of 533 amino acids. The record is from RefSeq and is a predicted model, not a curated record.
AUGGGCGAGUGCACCAGCUCUGAAUUUACUCCCCUUUCUACCUCACCUCGUUUUCCCCUUCUGCAACAAACUUUCCCCCUUUGUUCCGCAUGCCCCCUAAGAGAGGAUUGGAAUCGACCUCCCAAGUCCAUCUUUGGACUCCCACCCGGCAACCCACUCGAAGCCACUUUGCAUAUGACGGAGGAAACCUUGUUAGCUCAAGUUGAUCGUCACUGCCGUCCACCUGAUCAUGAACGCAAGCCUCAGCUGGAGAGUAGGGAUAACGGCUAUUUCUCCCUCGGUCCUGGUUUCAUAACACCAACGCAAGCCCCUCUUCGACGUCUUUCUAAGGACCACCACGACGCGGCCACUCGCAUCCCUUCGUGGAUCGACUCGCGAAGGAGAUUUCGCUAUGGGUCAAUCCAUCUGACGAACUCGCCUCCAUACCUAGUCUCAAAUUUUUGCCAGUGGCCGCAGGCAGAUCUCUCACAUACAUCGAUCGCCUCAUCGGCUGCGCCCACCUUGUGGCUAUUCGGCCAUUCUCCUCUGCCAAAGCUCGCUCAGUGCUCGAAGCUUCUCGGUUACUUCACUCCCGACUAUGUGUCGUUACACACAUGCAUACCACCCAAUGGCCCCAAUCUCUGCCUGGACUCAGCUUUCACACCGCGUAGAUUAUACGUCAUACGUGUCCAUCCGCACGUAACAGUUUAUCGGUAUCCUUUCCAUUCUCUGAAGACCGCGCGCAGGCCAUCGAGAGGAAUACGCCCUACUACGUUCGCUGGCGUCAAUCAUGAGCUGGUGGCUAGUGCCAAGGUACCCCGUUGUCGCACAAGGAUCUGCUCCUUCUCGGUGCCUUCUGCUGCUCCUCCCGCACAGACACCAGCCUCACGUUCAGCUUCGUUUAAACCCGCAGUUCCACAGUAUUUGACUGCAGAACAGGAAAAAGCUGCUUUGAGGCGAUACGAAGAAGCAAAGAGGGCAGUGGACCGUACUCAAGGUGGAUUCAUGAGUGAUGAUGGUCACGGCUCAAGAUCGACCCUAUUCCCUAUGAUUCGCUGUAUCCUUCUGCCCCUGCCGGGUCUUCCUCCCAAAGCUAUUCUGUCGGAAAAGGAGCGUAUGCGACGCGUAUACGAGUCUCAGGAUGCUGCUGCACUUCGCAAUAACGUCAAUAUGGAAUCACCUUUGAACACUGAUUAUGCAGACGCCACUGCGCAAAAAGAAGCUUUGAGACGCAAAUUUGAGGCUCGUGAUGCUCUAUCGCGCGAAAACAGCGCCAAUGUUCAGCCACAAACGCCUCCUUGUUCCAACAGCACUACCGGACAAGUUAGAUCUCCUGCACGAACUCGGAGUGCUAGUUCUACGGGAGGUCCACGGCCAACACCUGUACCACCCACUGCAGGGGGCAGUGGUAGGGUACUUUCGGCCACCGAAGAAAAGGCGAUGCUCAAAGCCAGGUACGAAGCUAUGGAGGCUCCUCAACCGCUGCGUAUGAAUGGAAGCACUCUAAGUCCAUUAAAUGGCCGACAAGCCAAUGCGAGUGUUUCCCCUUCUCCUUCUUCCAGUGUCCCUGGUCGCGUUGGAGAAUCUCCUGCCCCCCCCCUGCGCAAACUCCCCCACCCCUGAUGCCCAGACCUCCCGCGGAAUACAUCCAAGAAACACAGGAGGAACAUGCACGUGUUUCGAGGUUCACUAUAAAUGGAAAGAAUUCGUUUUUUGAUGAACAUGAUCAUCUGAACCAUUCUCCGAACAUGAUCAAUGGGAAAGGAACCGGGCUCCAUCUCCGUUGCCCAGUGCGGCUGCGAAUGACCAGCAGCAGUUCACACCUCUCCUGGCCGGGUACGAGGGAUCCAGUGUUGCCCUCAAGUCUCCUGGGCCCCCACCCCCGCUUCCACCAAAACCUGCUGAGUGAGAGAGAACCACGUUCACCACUACGUUUCCCUCCUCCCCCCUAUAUCCCGUUUUCCAUCUCAACUCAUUUGUCUCUCUGUUCUUGCCGUUUGGCUCCAUACCCUCCCUCGCGCUGAAACUGUUUAUUACACUUUCACCUUGCCCCCUAUUGCCUGUGAUAUUGUUGGUAUCAUUCCCCUUGUUUUCAUUACUACCACCAUCUGUUUUCCAUACAGCCGUAUGUAUGCUACCAUUACUCACAUCUUGGUGAUACGCAGAUUCACCCCAACGCUCGUUUAACCUAUGAUCCCUACUCUCUCUGGCUCAAACUAAUGACGGGAGGAUGGCAAUAACCUAGCAUGGCUUUUUGAGAGCGUUUUAGCUUGGUAUUAGCGUCAUAUUUUCGUUCCAAUCAUUAUCUAAUCUUAUCUCGC